AUGGAGUUUUCCGUGGCCAAUUGGAACCGCGCCAUACGAAAUUGCAUUCCCAAUGCCGACUGGAAAGAAGCUUUGGAACUCUUGCGGCAAGGAGCUGCACUACGUCUGCAGGACAUCAUCAGCUACAACUCCGUGCUCCAAAGCUGCCGCCGAGCGUCUCAGUGGCAACGGGCCUGGGAGUUGCUUCAGAUUGCGCCCAAGGGGCUGAAGGAUGUCGUCAGCAUCAGCACUGUGGUGUCAGCAUUGGAGGACACGGAUCACUGGCAUGCUGCUGUGUGCCUCUUGCAAGAUGCGCAGAAGGAGGCGAUAGAGCUCAACAUCGUGGCAUAUGGAGCUGCCGCAAGCUGCGCCCGGCGUUGCUGGCAGCGGAGUGCCUGGCUGCUGCAAGAGGCCAGAAAUCGAGGCUUAGAAACAAGUUUGAUCGCUCACAACAAUGCGAUGACUGCUUGCGAGGAUGCUGAGCAGUGGGAGCAAACACUAGGGGCGCUGGAGGAGCUGUGUGCCUUGAAUUUGGAGCUGAAUGCUGUGGUCAUCAGCAGUGCCACCAGUGCGGCAUCCCGAACUUGGGAAACGGCUUGCUGCCUGUUGAGACAGGCGCGCGCGGCUGCCUUGGAGCUAGAUGCGGUGGUGCAGAAUACAGUGAUUACCGCUACUGGCCGAGGGUUGCGUUGGCCUCUGGCCUUGCAUACCUUUGCACAGGCGAUUGAUGCAAAGACGGCGCGGGUACGUUCUUACCGGGCAACCAUUGCUGCAGUGUCAUCGGCUGGUUGGGCCUGGGCCUUGUGGCUGCUUUCUUCAAUGGUUGGUGGUGAGACACCUCGGCCCGACUUGGAAUGCUUUAGUGAGGCCAUGUUCGCCUGCGUGCAAAGUGCACCUUGGGAGAUUUGCAUCGGGCUCCUGGAGGCAAUGCAGAGACGAAGGUGUCCCUUGGACCUGCGUGCCUAUGGCUGUGCUGCCAGUGUUUUCUUAUGUAGCAGGCCGUCUGCAGUUCAAAGGUUGCUAUUUGGCACAGAGGGGAUUGAGGUGAAGAACACAGAUGGGAUAGAGGUUCGGAAUGGGCUCGAAUUUCAUGCCGGACAUUCGGCCUACCAUACAACAGCAUUGACCCAUCGAUUGCGGCGCUCCGGACCGCGGCAUUUGCAACGAUCAGUGCAGGUGGAUGCCCGUGGUGAUACUCGACCCGGCUUUCAACUCACAACGCCCUUGGAGGACAUGUCUUCAGAGUACACCGGCAUCAUUGGGGUCGGCACUGCCGAUGAUGGAAAUGCGCAAUUUGAGGCCCGUGUGGUCUUUGAUACUGGAAGCACGAAUUUGUGGAUUGCAUCCGUCCUUUGCAAGGCAUCACCGUGUGAUCGCGAUGGUGCAGAGAAGUUCUACGAUCCGGCCAAGUCUAAAACCUCCCAAGCCUUCAUAGAAGAUGGAAUGGAGAGUGAUUCGGAUAUCGACAUUGUCUUCGGCACGGGCGAGUUAAAAGGGCCUCUCCAUGUGGAUACCUAUCGAGUAGGUCCCAUGGCCGUGGAGCGGCAGCCUUUCGCCAUGAUCAGAGAGAUGACAGGCGAUGUCUUCUCCUCCUUCCCCUUCGAAGGGAUCUUAGGCUUGGCCUUUCCCUCGUUGUCCUUUGGAGGCAUCGAACCCUUCUUCGAGCGAGUCAUCAGGGCGAAACUUCUCAAAAGCAACGAAUUUUCCUUCUACCUCAACACUGAUAGCAAUCGACCCAGCGCUUUGCUCUGGGGCGGCGUGGACAAGGACUUGUUCGAAGGUUCCAUCGUCAUGUUCCCGGUGGUGAAGCCGCACUACUGGUCGCUGGAACUGGUGGACUUUCGCAUCAAUGGGAAGUCGCUGAAGGCGCAUGUAUCCGAAGACAACAAGGCAAAGUAUGUGCUGGUGGACAGUGGUACAACCUACUUCACUGCACCAUCGGAGAUGUUCUACAGCAUCAUGAAACAAUUCCCAGAGGCUCCCUGCAGUGAGGUGGAAGGCUACCCAGCCAUCGAAUACGUGCUGCGAAGCGCUCAUAACAAAACCUUCACUUUGGAGGUGAGCCAGGAGACUUACAUGGUGAUGGAUGAGUAUGAUUCCUGCCGUCCCGCCUUCAUGAAGUUAGACAUCAAGCGCAAAUCCUAUGGUCCCGCCAUGAUCCUUGGGGAGGUCUUCAUGCGUCACUUCUUCACCGUCUUCAGCCGCGGGAACGGAAGCCUGGACCAAGCGAAAGUGGGCUUCGCUCGUGCCAAAGUUGGAGCUGAGCCAAAGAUCGCCGAGAACGUGGAGCAGGUGGAGCCGGGCGAGCUCGAUCAUGAGAAGAUCUUCCAAGCCAUCCAGAAGGCAAAAAGUGUGAUUCUUCGAAGCCAAGCAGAGCGGGAAAAAGUUGCCUGGCAGCAGGCCUUGCAGAUGAUGGGCACCAGGGACCCCACUGGUGAGGCCUCCCAGGCAGCUGGUCGAAGCUUGCCUGCAACACCCACCAGCAUCUCUGUGGACAUGAGGAAGGAGCACGACGUGGUGAAGUUUGUACGACAACGUGCCCAGGCGGCUGACUUGCACAGUGUGCUCUCGGCCAUCGAAGCCUUCGCAGAUGGACGGAAGUGGCUGAAGGUGGCCGGGGGUCGAAAGGCCUUUCUCUUGCAGGGCAGCUUGUUGCCCGGCGACCGUGUCGUGGAGUUUGGAACGUACAUGGGCUACUCUGCCAUGCUCAUGGCUUCGAGACUUCGCGAGCUAGGUGGUGGGGGUCGAAUUCAAUCCUGCGAUGUCAAUGCGCUCACCUGGCCCUUUGCCAAUGAGUUGAUCUCCUUCGCGAACGUCUCAGGCGAAGUGCAACUCCGCGUGGGCUGCGCCGCGGACUGGCUCUCUAGUGGACAGCUUGGCCAGAUCGAUCUGCUGCUUCUGGACCACCGUGGAACGGUCUACCAGGACGAUCUGCGUGCUGCUGAACCGCAGUUGGCCUUUGGGGCGCGGGUGCUGGCCGACAACGUCCUGUUGCCAGGUGCUCCACUCUUCUUGGCCCACGCGGCGAAAAGCUACGAGGUGACCAUCCAUGAGGUGCCCGAAUUUCUGCAACCGGAGCUGGAGGACUGGAUCUUAAGCUGCACCAAGAGCACUGCGAGUUCCAGCGUGGCCGCAGAUCUGAGGGAGCUGAGGCAGUGGUGCAGCAGGGUGGAUGCGAUUUGCUGGGAGAGCCAGCGGAUGGAUGUGGAUUGGGUCUCCUUUCAGGCAGAGUUAUCUCCGGCUCUUCGCGGGUGGUGUGCGAAGCAUGGAGUACGGGGAGCUUACAGAAAGGAGCCCACCGAAGCUGGUCAGCUGCGUGUCCGCGAGCUCCGGCGGAAGUUGCGCGCCAUGGGGCAAGCAGAUGCAGGCCAUGGGGCCAUGGGGCCGGCGGAAGUGGCGGAAAACAACGGUGGAACAAUAUGGGAUGUGACCGUGAAAAAUGGUGGUUUAAUAAGGGUUUAA
Cladocopium goreaui is the source of this 3441-nucleotide messenger RNA. The record is from the annotation of a GenBank genome assembly. NCBI's taxonomy places the organism in Eukaryota, Dinophyceae, Suessiales, Symbiodiniaceae.